AUGCGCUCAAUAAUCACAUCUUUCUUGCUGCCGCUUCUUGCAGCGGCAGUGAAAGUGCCUUAUGAAGAGUAUAUACUAGCUCCAGCCUCGCGAAACCUUGUACCUACGUCAGUCUAUCAAGUCAAUGGUUCCGUUACAAACACGAACUCAUCCGGGAAAGCCACUUUCAAUGGUCUAUCCUCUUUCACCUUAGACUUUGGCAAGAAUGUUGCAGGUCUAGUGUCACUAGAUGUGGAAUCCGUCUCAUCUCCCAGUGCGUUUCUAGGAGUGACAUUUACUGAAUCCAACCUUUGGAUCAGCAGUAAGUACUCUGAUGCUACCGGAAACUCAGGAUACGAUUCAGUUCUUUGGUUCGACGUCGGAAAAGGAGCUGGAGUCUAUACCCCGGGAAGUCAGUUCCAACGAGGCGCGUUUCGUUAUUUAACCGUGGUGUCGAACACAAGUGCAACAAUUAACCUCAACUCGGUUCAUGUGAAUUUCACCGCUGCACCCAUGCAGAGCCUACGUGACUAUACCGGAUGGUUCCAUUCCGAUGACGAGCUGAUCAAUAGAAUUUGGUAUGCUGGGGCCUACACGAAUCAACUGGCUACAAUUGAACCAACAGCUGGAGAUGCUAUUACCUCUCAGUCAGAUGAUAUAACUGUCCCAGAAACAAACGCUUGGUACAACAACUACACUAUCACCAAUGGCAAGAGUACCAUUACUGAUGGGGCUAAGCGUGAUCGACUUGUCUGGCCUGGCGACAUGGCCAUCUCGUUGGAGAGCAUUGCAGUCAGCACCGGGGAUCUGUACAGUAUCAGGAUGGGGCUGGAGUCUUUGCUAGCCUUGCAGAAGGCGGAUGGGCAGCUUCCAUACGCGGGACUUCCUUUCAAUGGAACUAUCAGCUACACUUAUCACCUGCAUAACCUCAUUGGAGUAUCGUUCCUCUAUCGCUUCUCGGGUGAUACAGCUUGGCUUUCGAGCUACUGGGACCAAUAUGUGCGAGGUGUUGAAUGGGCGUUGGAAGCUAUUGACGACUCUGGAUUGGCCAAUGUGACCUGGAGUGCUGACUGGCUCAGAUAUGGUAUGGGAGGUCAUAACAUUGAAGCGAAUGGAAUUCUCCACUUCGUUCUAAAAGACGCACAGAAUCUGGCGCGGGAUGUUAAUCAGACCUCGAUGAUCAGCCACUGGGCCAGCGUCGCCGCAGGUAUCAAGACUGCUGCAAAUGAGCUCCUAUGGGAUUCUGAAGCAGGGCUCUACCGCGACAAUGAAACCACAACUCUUCAUCCCCAGGAUGGAAAUACGUGGGCCAUCAAGUCUGGUCUGACUUCUAGCAAUCAAAGCACCAUCAUUUCCAAGGUACUACAAGCCCGCUGGGGUAAAUAUGGUGCGCCCGCGCCUGAGGCCGGUGCAACCAUCUCACCGUUCAUUGGAGGCUUCGAGCUACAGGCCCAUUACAUCGCCAAACAGCCAAACCUGGCCUUAGAUCUACUGAGACUUCAGUGGGGUUAUAUGUUGCUUGACUCUAAGAUGACGCAAUCCACCUUAAUCGAGGGAUACUCCACCGAUGGGUCAAUUCAUUACGCUCCGUAUAUCGAUGAUGCGCGUAUAUCGCAUGCUCACGGAUGGUCUACUGGUCCGACGUAUGCGCUUACAGCGUACGCCGCUGGAAUUCAACUUACUGGGCCCGGUGGCUCAUCAUGGAAGAUUGCUCCGCAGCCGGGAGAUCUCACCACAGUAGAUGCCGGACUUAGCACUUCCCGUGGCGUUUUCUCGGUUCAAUAUACUAAGUCUUCAUCUGGUCAAGGAUACAGUCAGUUCUCAUUCAGCACACCCACCUCCACGAAGGGAAGUGUUCGGCUCCCUGGCGUCAUUGGCACUCUGGUGUCGAGCAUUGGGCAAAAGGUGAAACUGGUGAAUGGAGUGGCGGUGAUACCUGGGGGAAAUUGGGAGUUAGAAACUGGAAGUCAUUAG
Molecule: messenger RNA, 1953 nt
Organism: Penicillium malachiteum
Lineage: Eukaryota; Fungi; Ascomycota; Eurotiomycetes; Eurotiales; Aspergillaceae
Product: putative alpha-L-rhamnosidase A
Exons: 1
Coding region: 1-1953 (650 amino acids)
Biological process (GO): carbohydrate metabolic process
Source: RefSeq, a predicted model, not a curated record